CUCUAUUUCAUGUGGAUUCCUGUGUUACUUCACAAGUUCAUGUAACCAAUACAAACAAAUCUUGGGUUUUGUUGGGGUUUACAUGGAGAGUGGCUUUUGGGUUUUGUCCUUUGAUCAACACAGUUUGAUAUUAUGAUGAUGAUGAUGAUAUAACACACUUUGAUCAUGGGUUCAUUUCUUUACUAGAUUUUUCUUCGAUUUCUAUGAAAUGAUUCAUUUGGGUUCCUCAGAUUUCGUCUUUGCUGAUGUUUGAUUGUUCAUCAAAUUAAGAAAUUUUCAACAUUGUUCUCUCAAUCUUCUCAUAUAUUCCUUUUCACCUAAGCAAUGAGCAUAGAUAUAAAAGAGAGAUGCUUGUUGUCUACCGUUUUGGUGGUUCCUUCAACUGAUUCCAAGAUGCUGUUUUCCGUUGCAGGUUUUUCUCAAACUCCAACGGUUAAAUAAUUUAAAUUAAUGUAUAGAUAGACAUUACAUAUAUUUAUGUGAUUUCUAUAUUAGGGUUUGGAACUUGAAGCUUUUAAGAGCUUUGGGAAUUUUAGUGGUAUCAAUCUUUAUGCUUUAUAUUAUAAUGAAAAAACAAAGAAACAGAGAGAACAGAGUAAGAGACAGAGAGAGAUUAGGAUAAUAUAUAUAUAGUCAGAUCAGAUUUGUGGUUUGUGGGUGUCUCUGGUUUUGUAAAUUAUUUUAGGGUUCAAUAGUCUGUUGGCAAUGUCUCCUUUGCUGACUGGGUUCCCCCGGGGUCCGUGGGCUUUGCCACCGACCAAGGAAACAACUUCUUCAUUGCCCUCUCUUCCCAUUCAAGUGAAAUCCUAGCUUUCUUUAAAAAAUUGCACAACCCCAUCUCUCUCUCUCUCUCUCAGAUUGAUUUUGCCUCGGUUUUUGUCAUGAUUCGGUCACAUUGCCGCAUAUAUGAUAAUACCUUUCCUAUCUUUGAGAUCCCAUUUCCUUCCCUUGAAGUCCUGCAAAUUGGUCAUAUUCAGAAAUCUGGUCCCCACAGCUCCUGAGGUUUAAUUUCCAUUUUCGGGAGGUUUCGCCUCGAUUGGGGUUAUGUUUGAUCAUUGGGGAUGUGUGGCAGUUAAUCUAGUAGUGAUCAGUUGAGUAGUGAGGAAGGGUUGUUUUGAGUGUGCUUGAGUAGGAGAAGCAAAUCUUUUGAUUGUCAAGAUGAAGUUCAUGAAGCUUGGAUCGAAGCCGGAUUCCUUCCAGAGUGAUGGGGACAAUGUCAGGUUUCCGCAGUUCCCUCUUUUGUCCAAAAGUGCCAGAUUGCAAAAGUCGGUCACAUCCACAGAUGAGGGAAAUGGUGAUGAAGUUGACAUUCAUGAUAUUCCCGGUGGACCCGUUGCCUUUGAAAUAUGUGCCAAGUUCUGUUAUAGCAUGACUGUCACCCUGAAUGCUUAUAACGUCGUUGCAGCUCGUUGUGCAGCUGAAUACCUGGGAAUGCACGAGACAAUCGAGAAGGGGAAUCUCAUCUACAAGGUCGAUGUUUUCCUAAAUUCUAGCCUUUUCCACAGCUGGAAGGACUCCAUAACUGUUCUUCAGACUACCAAGUCUCUAUUACCUUGGUCUGAGGAACUGAAGUUAGUAUGUCACUGUGUCGAUGCUAUAGCUUCCAAGGCCACCGUUGAUGUUUCCAUGGUGGAUUGGUCCUAUACUUAUAACCGGAAAAAGCUCCCGGAGGAAAACGGGAAUGAUCCUAACUGGAACAGUGUCAGAAACCGGAUGGUCCCCAAGGAUUGGUGGGUUGAGGAUUUGUGUGAGCUCGAAGUGGAUUUGUACAAGCAGGUUAUAACUAACAUAAAAAAUAAAGGGAUAAUUUCAGGUGAAGUGUUAGGAGAAACUUUGAAAGCAUACACAUUGAGAAGGUUAUCGGGAUUUAGCAAGGGUAUGAUCCAGUGUGGUGAUAUGCUGAAAGCCCGAUCAAUAGUGGACGUGAUCGUGUGCCUACUGCCUGCGGAGAAAGGCAGCGUUUCUUGUAGUUUCUUGCUUAAAUUGUUAAAAGCGGCUAGUUUGGUGAAUUCUGGGGAAACAGAUAAAAGAGAACUCGUUAGGAGAAUAGGACAGCAAUUGGAGGCGGCUUAUGUGAGUGAUCUUCUGAUACAAGCCCCAGAAGGCGAACCCAUGAUUUAUGAUGUCGAGAUAGUACGCAAAAUACUAGAGGAGUUUAUGACACAAGAUCAGAACGCUGAAAUUCAAUUAGCAGAAAGGCCGGGAAUUUUGACAGAAGCUUCGAAACUUAUGGUGGCAAAGCUGGUUGACGGAUACCUUGUUGAAAUUGCAAAGGAUCCAAACCUGCCUUUAUCAGCAUUCGUUGAUCUUGCUGAGAUGGUGUCUGGUUUCUCUCGACCUGCUCAUGAUAGCCUUUAUCGGGCCAUCGACACAUAUCUCAAGGAACAUCCCGGGAUGAGCAAGAGCGAGAGGAAGAGGAUAUGCAAGCUGAUGGACUGCAAGAAGCUCUCCGUAGAUGCGUGUAUGCACGCAGCACAAAACGAGAGAUUGCCAUUGCGCGUGGUUGUACAAGUCCUCUUUUUUGAGCAAGUCAGGGCUGCCGCAUCAUCAGGAAGCAGCACUCCUGACCUACCUAAAGGCAUUAAGGAUUUGAGCAGUGGGUCCCAUGGGAGCUCAAGGUCUGCGACAACUAACACGGACGAAGAUUGGGAUGCAGUGGCCACAGCUGAGGAGCUCAAGGCCUUGAAAGCGGAGGUAGCUGCCCUGAGACUUGGCAAUGAAAGAAAUGGCGCAGACAUUAGGAUUAAUACCGACAAGGCUGCUAUUAGUAAAAUGAAAGGUAUGCUUAUGUCAAAGAAGAUAUUUUCGAAAAUCUGGUCAGGGAAGGCUGGGCAAGGGGAUAAUAGCGGCUCCGAUUCAUCAGAGAGUCGCGGUUCUGCCCAACCAGAAGAAGCUAAGUCGACGCCUGCGAGAAACUGGAGACAUUCAGUAUCUUAGUAUGAAACAAGUUGAAGAACAUGUAUUCUUGGUGAACUUUUUUUGGGUUUUUUGUUUUUGUUUUUUGGCAUUGACCUGACUUUUGGGAAGUGCAGUAGUACGAAGCAAAUAGUUUGGUAGAACAGAAAUGUUUGAAUUGACUUUCCAGGGAAAUGAAGUUUGAGGGAAAAUGAUUACUUGAGGAAACAUUCAGAUCACACUUUGUUGAAUGUUAUAUUGUUGGUUACUACUGGGACAAUGAAGUCUCAUUCAAAUAGAGAGGGCUUUCAUUCACCAAUAAAAUAAUUUAUUUAUGAAA
Camellia sinensis is the source of this 3235-nucleotide messenger RNA. The record is from RefSeq and is a predicted model, not a curated record. Lineage: Eukaryota; Viridiplantae; Streptophyta; Magnoliopsida; Ericales; Theaceae.